Messenger RNA from Mercenaria mercenaria, 2215 nucleotides. RefSeq lists its product as uncharacterized. Gene Ontology annotation, molecular function: tumor necrosis factor receptor binding. The record is from RefSeq and is a predicted model, not a curated record. Gene Ontology annotation, cellular component: membrane. The transcript is spliced from 4 exons. NCBI's taxonomy places the organism in Eukaryota, Metazoa, Mollusca, Bivalvia, Venerida, Veneridae. Gene Ontology annotation, biological process: immune response. Bases 82 to 912 code for a protein of 276 amino acids.
CAAGCUGCCAUUUAUAAACAAACUAUUUGAGCAGAAGGUUUAGUCUGUGGUAUAAAUGAUUGUCGCUGUAGAACGUCAGGGAUGCACCAUAAUUAUAGUUUUACAAUUGUCUUGAUAAUUUUAUUGGGUUUGCUUCUGUCACUUAAUAUUCUAAUUUUCAGCUUUGUUUUGGAGGAAAAUAAAUUCAGAAAUUCCAGAUAUUUUAUUAACGAUCUGACAGAAUUCCCAUUCUUCUGUGAUGAUUUAUCAUUAAGUGCUGAUGAGGAUGAAGACACUUUUAAUGUGAAGAAAAAUCUGUACAGAUAUUUCUUGCACAAACGCAGAUACAUUUGCAGUUUUCGGAAUCUUACGGAACCAUUACAGAAGUUUGUUGAAAGGGAGUCAAGAUUAAGACUUGCUUCAGGGCUAGAGGGGGAAAGGUAUUUACAAUGUGGAAACGAGAGUCUGAGAGAACCUUCCGGCUAUUUGAGUGCUACUUUCAGAAAAGUCUCAUGGCACCAGACUUACGAAGGCAUAGGAUCAAACCUCGUUCUUCACUGGGACAAACAUCCGAAGAAUUCAUUUAUUUCCGAAGAUCUUGUCUAUCAUAAAGGAGAAAUCAAAGUACCAGAAGGCCAGUUCUGCUUUUUGUAUUCUUCUGUUUUAAUCAACUUAACCAACGUCAUGAUCCAUAUCGGAAAUGCAUACAGGUUUAUUCUCCAAGUUUGUGUUAACAGUCAUGGUUAUGAGCGCACUCUUUUGUAUAAAUCUCAAAGUUACAAACCAAGUGGAACCAAUUCGAUAUCAUCGCUGGCUGUUGCCGGACAUGUUUACAUUGCAAGAGGCGAUGCUGUUUUCGUCAAAGUGUCCGAAGCAAGCCGAAUAAUAAUCAAUUCAGUUGGAAAUAUGUUCGGAAUUCUGCCACUCCGCUAACAGAAAGGAACUAACACACAGUUAAGUUACUAUUUAUAACGUUGAAAUUCAAAAUCAAAAUAGUCGGAUUAGAUCUACUUGUUCUUGUGAUAUUCAAAUAGUAUCUUAUCUGACAGUUUGUAUCAGAAGCAAUGAGACAACGGUAUAGGAACAAUUCAUUUUGCAGUUUUACAUUACCUGUUCGAAAUAUGAUCACCUAUAUCAAUUAUUAGUAUAUACUGUUAAUUUAUAUAACUUUGUGGCCAAAACAGUACGGUGGUUUUGUUCAAAACGGAUAUUUCUGUGAGAUAUGAAUUCGUAGAUUUCAAAUUUUGAACAAAAAAAAAAGGAAUUGGAAUAAUUAUUUUAUUUGUUCAUUGAGAUAUAAUUUUGUGGACUGACUCAACCACAAAAUCCAUGAAAUUAAAUUUCCCAUUAAAAUUCAAAAGUAUGCGUUUUUGUUUUAACACCAUAUGACAGGCCCGAAACGAUUUGCAUAAUCCUAAAGGCCGAGAAAUAUUUGUAUCACAAGAGACAGCAUGUGACGUUUCUAAUUCUUUGCAUUAUUUGGCUGAAUAUUUGUGGUAUGCCUACCUCGCAAUGUUUAGUUGCAUUAUCUUGCAUUUUUCUUUUCAAAACAAUAAGACCAGGGUACGUUUUUCAAUUCAGUGUCUAAAAACUGUAUUACUCUUUGAAAAUUGAUCACAAAAGUUUCAGAAAUGUACAAUGAUUAAUUGCCAUUGAUCCUUUGAAUACAUGUGACAGUUUCGCAUUGUGUCUUGUUAAAACUGGCUGCUACUAUUAUACGAAUAUUAUAUUUUAGCACUGACAAGUUUUGCGCUCUAUAAAAUAGACAAAGUUUUACAAAAUUGCGAAAUUACCUUCAAAAGGAAACAUAAAUAUAAAAGAAAUAUUACUGACGUGUAUAGAAACUACUUAUUAGGCUUUAAUUAAGCUAAUAUUUCAGUAUGAUACUAUAUUUAGAACUGUUUUUGUUUUAAGAAUAUACUAAAUGAUACGCUACAAAACCAUUUACCUGCAAAUACAAGGACUGCGUGUAUUAAUUACUACUUUCAGUAAUGCAUAUCGUCUUUCAUUAUUUUCCGUAUAUUUUAGUCAUACUGGCAAUCUUUAUAUUUUAGUCUAAUACUGAUAAUCUGUAUAUUCUAGUCUAAUACUGAUAAUCUGUAUAUUUUAGUCUAAUACAGGUAAUCUGUAUAUUCUAGUCUAAUACUGGUAAUUUGUAUAUUUUAGCCUAUUUAUUUAUUUAUUUAUUUAAGUCUCAAUUACAUACAUGACAUAUCAAUAAACAAUAUACAGAUGA